AUGCAGGUCAUGUGCUGUGCGCUCAAUUCACAAGAUGCUGAUGAGGACAAGCAUCAAAGCGUUCGUGCCAAGAAAGAGGAUCGGUCUGCCGUCGAACAGAUUUCCUGGGGCCUCACAGCUCCUCAAAGAAGAGCUCUUCAUUGCUCGCAAAAGCUUUUGGAGACCACAGUUGAAGUACUGCAAAGCUACGAUGAACUCUUAUCGGUUGAGCAGAUCGUUGAUGAGUCUAAGAGAAAGAUGUCAUUGGGACGUCCGGCUAUAUACAGAGCACUGUUACCAAGCCCGGUUCGCGAUCUUAAGGGCCGCCUAGAAUUCGCAAAGGAAGCGGAAAAAACAGCAGAGGAGGCGAAAAAGUCCGCCGGAGAAUUUAAAACAGUAGAGCAGAGGGCAUACAACCUGAAAUGGCCUUGCUGGAAGCUGAGGGACAUGUGCCUCGAGCUUGAGCUUGAGAUUCCGCGUGCCGUCCGGGAAGCGGAAUUCUGGCGUAGCGGACCCCAGGAAGCGAGGGAGACAGCGCUUCGCCUGCUAGAUGACCUCGAGGACGCCACGUCUUUGAUGAAGGGGGGAGGAGGCUUCUUGCGGCCGUACACAGUGGACCUUUUUAACAGGCCCCUCAUGACGGCAAUCGAACAAGCAAAGAACGCGAUUGAAGUCGCCGCUCAAGUGAAGCACAGCUUGAUCCUGUUGCUCCAGCGUGUGCACGAAGAGAAAUUUGAGAACAUCCUCGGCAGUCCGCCGAAGCCUAUGAAAGAUCCGGUGAGCGGGCUGCCAUUUGGGGAUCAAAUUCAGGUGCUGACGGACCGGAUCUGGGCGGCAGAUGAGAUGGAAAACCAAGAAGAGAGAGCUUCUGUUGUAGAAAGAAGCUUCUGGGAGCUGUGCGCCCUGUACGAGAUCGUGCACCGGGAGCUUUCCCGUGCAAAUGAGGAGGCCGUUGCCUGGCAAAAGAUCGCUCGGGAAGCAGCGGAAUUAGAGCGCAUUUGA
Messenger RNA from Klebsormidium nitens, 981 nucleotides. Lineage: Eukaryota; Viridiplantae; Streptophyta; Klebsormidiophyceae; Klebsormidiales; Klebsormidiaceae. The record is from the annotation of a GenBank genome assembly.